GUCGGAAGUCAAACGGAAACUGAAGCCCUCCUUGAGUUGAAGAGGCAGCUCGAGGACCCUCUGAAUGUUCUCGAUUCCUGGAAAGAGACCGCUGACCGGUCGCCCUGCAACUUCUUCGGAGUUGCUUGUGAUGGGAUUAGCGGAAAAGUGAUUGGAAUUUCUCUUGAUAACAAGUCCCUUUCGGGGGAGAUUUCGCCCGCCAUUGGUGUUCUUAACAGCCUAGAGACGCUUUCACUGCCUUCCAACAACAUUACAGGAAAGCUUCCUGCCCAAGUCACUCUUUGCGCAAAUCUUAAAACUAUAAAUCUCACCGGCAACAAAAUGGUCGGAGCAAUCCCCGAUCUUUCUGCCCUCGGAAAAUUGGAGAUUCUUGAUCUUUCUACAAACUUCUUCUCUGGCGCAUUCCCAUCCUGGGUGGGGAAUCUGACUGGGUUGGUUUCUCUCGUGCUUGGGGAAAAUGAGUUUGAUGAAGGUGAAAUUCCUGAGGGGCUUGAAAACUUGACCAACGUAACUUGGCUCCAUCUGGGGUUUACCCAGUUGAGAGGAGAGAUUCCGGAAUCUGUUUACGAAAUGAAGGCAUUGGAGACGUUGGAUAUGUCGAGAAACAAGCUCUCUGGGAAGCUCUCGGAGUCCAUUUCCCAUCUACAAAAUCUCAAUAAGAUUGAACUUUUUCAAAACAAUUUGACUGGAGAAAUCCCACCAGGGCUUGCUAGUCUCACCCUCCUAAGGGAAUUUGAUAUCUCAUCAAACAAGUUUUAUGGGAAGUUGCCUUCGGAGAUGGGAAAUCUCAAGAACUUGAAGGUUUUUCAGUUAUUUGGGAACAAUUUCUCCGGGGAAUUCCCUGCUGGGUUCGGCGAUAUGAAACACCUUGGAUCAGUCUCAAUCUACGGAAACAGAUUUUCUGGGGAAUUUCCAACCAAUUUUGGUAGAUUCUCACCUUUGGAAAGCAUUGACAUAUCGGAGAAUCGGUUUUCAGGUGGUUUCCCAAGGUUUCUUUGUGAAAACGGCAGGUUAAAUUUCUUGCUUGCUUUGAACAACAAUUUUUCUGGGGAGUUUCCAGAUUCUUAUGUUCGUUGUAAAUCUCUACAGCGGCUGAGAGUCAAUCAGAACCGUUUGUCUGGGAAGAUUCCAGCCGAGUUUUGGUCACUUCCCUACGCGACAAUGAUUGAUUUUAGUGAUAACAACUUCAGCGGAGAAUUAUCCCCCAGCAUUGGGUUUUCUACCAGCUUGAAUCAGUUGAUAUUGCAGAACAAUGGUUUCUCAGGUUAUCUUCCACCGCAACUUGGGGAACUAUCGAACUUGGAGAAGCUCUAUCUGAGCAGUAAUAACUUUUCUGGUGAAAUUCCUUCUGAAAUGGGUGCUCUAAAGCAGCUGUCAUCUUUGCAUCUCGAAUUGAAUUCUUUGACAGGAUCAAUACCAUCAGAAUUGGGAAACUGUGUUAAGUUGGUGGACGUGAAUCUUGCUUCGAAUUCUCUAACUGGUAAUAUCCCUCGUACAUUAUCACUAAUGAGCUCUUUGAACUCUCUAAAUCUCUCGAAAAACCACCUCAUGGGUUUGAUUCCUGAAGCUUUGGCGAAACUGAAGCUAAGUUCUAUAGAUUUUUCUGGGAAUCAUUUAUCUGGAAGAGUACCAUCUGAUCUUCUGACCAUGGGAGGAGACAAAGCCUUUGCCGGAAACAAGGGACUCUGCAUCGAUCAAUAUUCCAGAACUCGCACAAAUUCUGGGAUGAACAUGUGUACUGAAAAGCCGAAUAAAAAAAGGGUGCUUGAAAGUAAACUGGUUUUGUUCUUUAUUAUAGCAUCGGCGUUGGUUGUUGCUUUUGCUGGAUUACUGCUUGUCAGUUAUAAGAAUUUCAAGCUUGGGAAGGCGGUUGACAGAGAAAAUAAAUUGGAAGCGGGGAAGGAGAUAGAUCCGAAAUGGAAACUUGAAUCUUUCCACCAGUUGGAAAUAGAUGCAGAUGAGAUAUGCGAUUUGGAAGAAGAAAAUUUGAUUGGAAGUGGCAGUACAGGGAAAGUUUACCGCAUAGAUUUGAAGAGUCGUGGCACGGUAGCUGUCAAACAACUUUGGAAAGAAGAUGGCAUGAAGCCUUUGAUUGCAGAGAUGGACAUUUUGGGGAAGAUUAGGCAUAAAAAUAUACUGAAGCUAUACGCUUGUUUAGUGAAGGGCGGAUCUAGUGUUCUCGUGUUUGAGUACAUGGCAAAUGGUAAUUUGUUUGAAGCGCUUCACAGAGAGAUUAAAUGCGGGAAGCCCGAAUUGGAUUGGUGCCAGAGGUAUAAGAUUGCUUUGGGAGCAGCUCGGGGGAUUGCUUAUCUGCACCAUGAUUGUUCACCAGCUAUAAUUCACAGAGAUAUUAAAUCCACCAACAUUCUGCUCGACGACGAUUAUGAGGCAAAAGUUGCUGAUUUUGGGGUCGCAAAGAUUGCAGAAAAUUCUCAGAAGGGUUCUGAUUACAGCUCAUUCGCAGGCACACAUGGCUAUAUUGCUCCCGAGCUGGCAUAUACUGCUAAAGUGAACGAAAAGUGCGAUGUGUAUAGCUUCGGUGUUGUGCUGCUAGAGCUAGUAACUGGUAGGAGACCAAUUGAAGAGGAUUACGGGGAAGGAAAAGAUAUUGUUUACUGGGUUUCAACGCAUCUGAGUGACCGUGAAGCGGUUGUUAAGAUUCUCGAUGAAAAAGUGGCAGAUGAAAGUGUCCAGGAUGACAUGAUCAAGGUCCUAAAGGUUGCUGUUCUUUGUACUACGAAGCUACCAUCGUUGCGCCCGACAAUGCGGGAGGUGAUAAAGAUGCUUGCGGAUGCUGAUCCUUGCAGUUUCCGGUCCGGGAACAACACAGGUAACGACAAAAAAGUCAAGGAUUUCUCACCCAGUACCGAUGAGUUGCAGUUUUAGCAGUUGCUACGUAAUUUCAAGGUUCAAAAGUUUGAUGCAAGUGUGAAUUUUUUCUUCGAUAAUGCUUGUAAUGUGAGUAAGUAAAGAAUUUAAUAUCAUUUAUAUGAUUACUAAAUGUACCAUAAAGUUUAAAAGUGUUGUUCCUUGCA
Pyrus x bretschneideri (Chinese white pear) is the source of this 3035-nucleotide messenger RNA. Its product is annotated as receptor protein-tyrosine kinase CEPR2. Gene Ontology annotation, molecular function: ATP binding; protein kinase activity; receptor serine/threonine kinase binding. Gene Ontology annotation, biological process: protein phosphorylation. The record is from RefSeq and is a predicted model, not a curated record. Lineage: Eukaryota; Viridiplantae; Streptophyta; Magnoliopsida; Rosales; Rosaceae.